Molecule: messenger RNA, 982 nt
Organism: Phalaenopsis equestris
Lineage: Eukaryota; Viridiplantae; Streptophyta; Magnoliopsida; Asparagales; Orchidaceae
Product: peflin-like
Exons: 10
Coding region: 81-590 (169 amino acids)
Molecular function (GO): calcium ion binding
Source: RefSeq, a predicted model, not a curated record
UUCGUGAAAACUCGGCCCGUUUAUACCUCUGCAUUCUUAAAUCACGAGGCGCGAUUGCUACUGUGAAUCACCUCGUGGGAAUGGAGAACCCUAAUGUUUUGAAGGAGUGGUUUCAUCACGUAGAUUCCAACAAUGCGGGAAGCAUCAACGCUUCUCAGCUUAAGAAUGCUCUUGCCGUUGGGAACCUAAACUUCCCUCUAACUGUAGUUCAGCAAAUGAUCAGAAUGUAUGAUUUUGAUAAGAACGGCACCAUGGACUUUGAAGAAUUUGUCGCCCUUAACAAGUUUCUACUAAAGGUUCAAAAUGCCUUCUCACAGCUAGACAGGGGUAAUGGAUUUCUUACGCCAGAGGAUGUCCAUCAGGCUCUAGUAAAACUUGGUUUCUCGCUUGACUCUCCUGCCUUUUUCACCGUCUGUGAGAGCUUUGAUCAAAACAAGAUGGGGAUGGUUCGAUUGGAUGCUUUCAUAUCACUAUGUAUAUUUGUGCAGUCAGCACGAAAUCUUUUUAAUUCCUUCGACGCAACUAAGCAGGGAAGAGUGACUUUGGACUUCAACCAAUUCGUUUAUUGCACUGCUAAUUGUAGGAUAUAGAGCUUGCGCUUCCCUCAAGAUCCGUCGCAAAUCUGUAAUUUCCUCAGGUCGGACUCUCUUGCCAGUUCUCUUUUUUAUUUUUUUUUUCCCUCUAGCAUGUGGAGAAUAUUUGUUGGAAGUUUUGAGGGAAAAAUGUGAAUGUUAUUUCAUCAUGUCUGUAUAAAACCUUCUAACUCACUUAUGAUGCUCUCAAUCUGGUGUCGGCCCAUCCUUAGUUCGCCUUUGCUUGAUGUGUAAGAGCAUGCGCUCAUGGGAGUUGUGAGACGUGCAUUUAUACAAGGUAUUGUACCAAUUGUAAUAAAGUUUUUUGUUUGAUUUUAUAUUUUCUUGUUAUGGCGAUAAAGAGUGGAAAUAAGAAAUAGAAUUCUGAACCAGUCAUGGUUUUCUUUCCU